Betta splendens (Siamese fighting fish) is the source of this 1389-nucleotide messenger RNA. RefSeq names its product Rac family small GTPase 1a (gene rac1a). Gene Ontology annotation, cellular component: dendritic spine; plasma membrane; cytoskeleton. Gene Ontology annotation, biological process: establishment or maintenance of cell polarity; small GTPase-mediated signal transduction; regulation of actin cytoskeleton organization. The transcript has 6 exons. The coding region runs from base 258 to 836 and encodes 192 amino acids. Gene Ontology annotation, molecular function: protein kinase binding; GTPase activity; GTP binding. The record is from RefSeq and is a predicted model, not a curated record. NCBI's taxonomy places the organism in Eukaryota, Metazoa, Chordata, Actinopteri, Anabantiformes, Osphronemidae.
UGGGCGUUUUUUUCCUCAGUCUUAUCUCCCUGGGAGUUUUUCCUUGGGUGUUUCCUGUCUGCGUUACAACUUUGGAGUCCUACAGAGUAGGCGAAACAUGCCAGACACGUUUUUUAUCGACGACAUUUAAUGUACUUUACUUUGUUUGCGUCGCCGGAGAGAUUUUAAACUAGCUGCUGUUAGCUCGCUAAGCUAACAGAGUCUGAGUUGCUGUGUGUCUUUAACGUUGGCUGGGUCCGUAACCAGAGAGCUUCCCGAUGCAGGCCAUUAAGUGUGUGGUUGUGGGGGACGGAGCUGUGGGUAAAACAUGCCUGCUCAUCAGCUAUACUACCAAUGCCUUCCCUGGAGAGUACAUCCCUACAGUCUUUGACAACUACUCUGCCAAUGUAAUGGUUGAUGGGAAACCAGUGAACCUGGGCUUGUGGGAUACAGCAGGGCAGGAGGAUUAUGACAGACUUAGACCACUGUCCUAUCCACAGACCGAUGUGUUCCUGAUUUGCUUUUCACUUGUCAGUCCAGCUUCCUUUGAAAAUGUUCGCGCCAAGUGGUACCCUGAAGUACGACACCACUGCCCUAACACACCCAUCAUCCUGGUGGGCACCAAGCUGGAUUUGAGGGAUGACAAGGACACUAUUGAAAAACUCAAGGAGAAGAAACUUUCCCCUAUCAUCUAUCCUCAGGGCCUGGCCAUGGCUAAAGAAAUAAGUGCAGUCAAGUAUCUAGAGUGCUCAGCUCUGACACAGCGUGGCCUUAAGACAGUGUUUGAUGAAGCCAUAAGGGCAGUUCUGUGCCCUCCACCCAUCAAGAAGAGGAAGAGGAGGUGCAGUGUACUGUAAUGGAAAGCUACAUGGAAUAGAAUAGAUCUGCGUUCAGAGAGAACAUGUGCUGUGUCCUGGUUUAUAUAGAAUCUUUGUUCGAUCCAACUUUGAUCUUGAAGAACCUCACAGGUCUAAGCAUUGCUGCUGAAGCUUCUAGUUGCUUACAGCUGUUGGUCUUUUCCGAUUUAAAGGGGGAUGCGAUGUGUGUGCGUGCGCUGGGGGUGGGGGUAUUGUGCUGCCGAAUGAGGAAGGGAGCAUUUCAGAAAGGUUAUUGUGACUCAUGAAUUUAGAAAAUACUACUUGAAAAUGAAUUUGUCAUUUAACUCUGUAAAAGUAUGACAAUGUAGACUGCACUCUUUCCCGUACACAUAAAGAGAUUCCUGCUGCCUUGAUGAAAACAAAUGAUUUGUAGAAGCUUAAAUAUUUUCUUUUUUGCUGCCAGCCUUGUCACCUGUGGGUGACAGUCUGACUGUCAUGAGACUGAGGUGUUGCCAAAACUGUCAUCUAACUGUCAUAAGCUGUCAUCACUUUGUAGUCACUACAUCCAUUUUAACGUGUUGUUUUUCUUCUU